AUGUGGCCCUCAUCGGAAUCGCUAUCAAACUUCAAGGAAGCAACUCUAAACGUCGCCUCCACGCGCCGUCCCUGGAGCGUCUUCCUCGACCCCUCCGCCCUCACCCUACCGUCCUCCAUGUCCGAAGCCGCCACGCGCCUCACCCGCAACCUCGUCUACUUCUUCUUCAACUACGCCCUCCUCCUCCUCCUCGUCUUCCUCCUCACCCUCUUCCCCUACCCCCUCCCCUUCCUCCUCUUCUUCCUCCUAUCGGCCGCCUGGUACUUCCUCUACUUCUCCCGCGACGACCUCCCUCUCGCAAUCCUCCCACUUGCCUUUCUCACCUUUGCGGCACUCUUCACUACCGGCGCCUGGCGCAACCUGCUUCUUGCCGUCGUAAUUGGGGCCUUCUUGAUUUUCUUGCACGCCGAGCUCCGGAGUACGGACGACCUUGGGGACGAUGAUGAAGAAUCUCCCUUUGGCUCUAUUUUUGGUGACAAUUCGGUCACUGGUGGCUAUGUGGCUGUUUGA
This is a messenger RNA of Sphenostylis stenocarpa, 510 nucleotides long. The record is from the annotation of a GenBank genome assembly. Lineage: Eukaryota; Viridiplantae; Streptophyta; Magnoliopsida; Fabales; Fabaceae.